UCAUUCUAUCUUCUUCUCACAACUCACAAGCAGCAGAAUUCGUUCUAUCCACUUUCCAUUAUCCCUCCACAGUCCCAAAGCUGAAGCCUUUGAAGCUCGGCACCCAUCAAAUGACGGAACUGCCCCUUCUGCAAGUCCUAAUUUACCAACCCAGCACCGCCCUCUAUGGCUUUUCACUGCCCCUGCUCCACUGAAGCACUGGGGUCGCGGCGGCUCAUGGGCGUCCCCGAAUAUCACGCCCGUCUUCGGCGCCACCACCACCUGCUCACGAAGCAUACCCAGUUUCCCUCUUCUUCCUCUUGGCUUGUUCGGAGCUCCGUCAGCCUGAGGUUUUUGUCGUCGUAUACAUGCCAUCACAUACCUCUCGGAAAUGCGUUCAGAUUCACUCUUUGUAUGGCAAAGCAUGGUUCUUUCCUGAGUUCUCCUAUGAUGUCCAUGGAGAAAGGAAAGUCAAGUGCUACUUCUAAAGGGAUGUGCAAGAUAGUCUGGACAAUAGAGGCUGAUCUACAAGCUGGCCAAUUUCUAUACAUAACUGGGGAUCCUACUGUUCUUGGCUGCUGGGAGCCGGAGAUUGCUAUACUAAUGUCUCCCAUGGAACAUACAAACUUAUGGAAGGCUGAAGUCAAGAUUAAUGGUGGUGUCAACUUCAAGUAUAACUAUUUCAUAAAGACGGAAAGGUGGCCUUCAUAUGACAUUACCUGGAGACCUGGACCUGAAUUGUCUAUAUCUGUACCCUUACCUGUCAAACAAAGUGGAAAAAUUAUAGUGCGGGAUUCAUGGAUGAGGACCGAUACCACAAUGUCUCCAAAUAGUUCAUGGGGUUCAUGGAUAGAGGAGGCAUAUCUUCCAAUACAACCAUUGUUCUCAGCUCCAGCUAGAGAUGAAUAUGAGAUUAUGAAAUACCUUAAAAGUGAUUUGAUAGAAUCCAAGCCAGCCUUAAAUCUUCCUAUGGAGAAGCGCACGGUGUAUGCUGAUGGCAAACUUAACAAUGGCUUAAUUUCCAGUAGCGACAUAUUAGAGUUGAACCCAUUCUUAAAUGAACCAAUGGAGGAUAAUGUGUACUCUGAUUGCGACCGUAUAGCAAAUAGCAGUCAGAGGGGCUCAACUUCUAAUAGUUUUUCAACUGAAAGACAUUAUCCUGUUGAGGAACCCUGGUUACUCCAUUCACCUCUCUUCUGCCUUGUGUCUAAGGAUAAGAUGGGGUCUGAUAUGUCCAAAAAGAAUGACAGCAUAAAAGAUGGUGCGGAAAAUUUGGAUGAUCCAGAACAUUUGUUGCCUGAAGAAAGGAAUAACCUAAUUUCGAAGGAACCUGUUUCUACCAUUAUACUGAUUAAUUCCUCUAUAUGUACCAUGCAAAGGAUAGCCCUACUAGAAUAUGGGAAAUUGGUUGAGUUACUACUGGAACCAGUUAAAAGUACAGUGCAGUGUGAUAGCGUGUAUAUAGGAGUGGUUUCGAAACUUGUACCCCAUAUGGGUGGUGCAUUUGUAAAUAUUGGGAGUUCUAGACCCUCUCUAAUGGACAUUAAACAAAACAGAGAACCAUUCAUAUUCCCUCCAUUCCGAAGGACAAAGAAAAGUGAAGCUAACAACUAUAUGUUGGAUGAGCAUGUGACUGCAUACGAAAAUGAACGUGUGUCACUUGAUUAUGAAGCGACUGAUGACGUCAUUGAAAUCAGCUCUCAGAAUGAUUAUGUAAAAUCAAUGCACAAUGAUGAUGACGAUGAUGAGCAUGAUAUUGAGGAUGAAUUUGAUGUUUCAGAUGUUAAGGAAAACAUGAAUGGUGGUAUACUCGAUUAUGGUGAAGUAGAAGCUGAUUUUCUAGAAGGUGAAACUAGUGCUGUACCUGUUGCCAUAAAUGGUUCUAGCAAUUCUCAAAUGUCUCAUCUCCAGAAUAAGAAGGAUACAAAUACUGUGACUAAUGAGAAUAAGUGGGCCCGAGUUCAGAAAGGCACUAAAGUUAUUGUACAAGUUGUCAAAGAGGGGCUGGGUUCAAAAGGUCCCACACUGACUGCUUAUCCAAAAUUAAAAAGCAGAUUCUGGGUAUUGUUAACUCGUUGUGAUAGAAUCGGAAUCUCCAAAAAAAUUGGCGGUGUUGAGCGUACACGAUUAAAAGUCAUAGCAAAAACCUUGCAACCUCUGGGUUUUGGUCUGACGGUAAGAACUGUUGCUGCUGGUCAUUCUUUAGAGGAACUGCAAAAGGAUUUGGAAGGCCUUGUUUCAACUUGGAAAAACAUUACAGAACAUGCAAAAUCUGCAGCUCUUGCUGCAGAUGAAGGUGUGGAAGGGGCCAUUCCUGUCAUUCUGCAUCGGGCAAUGGGUCAGACGCUCUCAGUUGUCCAGGAUUAUUUUAAUGAGACGGUUGAAAAAAUGGUGGUUGACUCUCCCAGGACAUAUCAUGAGGUUAGCAAUUACCUUCAGGAGAUUGCCCCUGAUCUCUGUGAUCGAGUAGAGUUGUACAACAAAAGAGUUCCUCUUUUUGAUGAAUUUAACAUAGAAGAAGAGAUCAACAACAUGCUCAGUAAAAGGGUUCCACUGGCUAAUGGAGGUUCUUUAGUGAUAGAGCAAACUGAGGCAUUAGUCUCUAUCGAUGUGAAUGGAGGACAUGGGAUGUUUGGUCAUGGAAAUUCACAGGAGAAAGCUAUUUUAGAAGUCAACCUUGCAGCUGCUAAACAGAUUGCAAGGGAGUUACGACUGAGAGAUAUUGGUGGCAUAAUCGUGGUAGAUUUCAUUGACAUGGCUGAUGAGUCAAACAAGAGAUUGGUGUAUGAAGAAGUUAAGAAGGCCGUGGAGAGAGACAGAUCGAUGGUUAAAGUCUCCGAACUGUCUAGGCAUGGACUUAUGGAAAUAACAAGAAAGCGAGUACGACCUAGUGUGACAUUUAUGAUUAGUGAACCGUGUGCUUGCUGUCAUGCCACUGGGAGAGUAGAAGCAUUAGAGACCUCCUUCUCCAAAAUUGAACAAGAAAUUUCUCGAUUACUUGCAAUGAUGGAAGAGAGACCGGACCCGGGGAACCCCAAAUCCUGGCCGAAGUUUAUUCUGAGAGUUGAUCAUCACAUGUGUGAGUACCUAACCUCUGGGAAAAGGACAAGACUUGCAUUCUUGAGCAGUUCCCUCAAAGUCUGGAUUCUGCUAAAGGUUGCUAGAGGUUUCACUAGAGGUGCAUUUGAGCUGAAACCAUUUGUGGAUGAAAAGGGACACAAAGAUCCUCCGCCAUUAACGAUUUCAAUGUUACAAUCUUCGGAAGGCAGAGCUAACAAUUCUGGCAGAAAGGUGACCUUGUUUCCGAUCAAAAAGUGGAAGACCGGGCGAAAAUGAGACUUGCCAGAUUGACGUGUAUUUGUUCUGUAUACAGACUAAAUUUUCUAUUUGAUUCUUUCAAAUGUUGACUAUAUAUGAGGAGGAUGUAGAGAAAGGAGAAAAGAGAGGAUUAGAUGGCAUUUUGUUGAUAUUAGCACAUUGUAGUAAUGCUUGGCCAACUAGUUUUGUUAUCAGCAACUAUUUAUUUUCUUAAUAAUACCUAGUAGCAUUUUCAGAAGCA
This is a messenger RNA of Malus domestica (apple), 3538 nucleotides long. RefSeq names its product ribonuclease E/G-like protein, chloroplastic. The record is from RefSeq and is a predicted model, not a curated record. Gene Ontology annotation, molecular function: RNA nuclease activity; starch binding; RNA binding. NCBI's taxonomy places the organism in Eukaryota, Viridiplantae, Streptophyta, Magnoliopsida, Rosales, Rosaceae. Gene Ontology annotation, biological process: rRNA processing. Gene Ontology annotation, cellular component: cytoplasm.